Molecule: messenger RNA, 2739 nt
Organism: Hippoglossus stenolepis (Pacific halibut)
Lineage: Eukaryota; Metazoa; Chordata; Actinopteri; Pleuronectiformes; Pleuronectidae
Gene: smtnl2
Product: smoothelin, like
Exons: 10
Coding region: 385-2082 (565 amino acids)
Biological process (GO): actin cytoskeleton organization
Cellular component (GO): filamentous actin; microtubule organizing center
Molecular function (GO): protein binding
Source: RefSeq, a predicted model, not a curated record
GGAGCAACCAACCUGAGCCUUUAAAACAAACCGGCAGCACAGACACACACACACAUGACGUACAGAGCUGCUGAGCGCUGAGGGAACUCUGGUGAGCUUCGCAGCAGAGCUGAGACAGAAGACACAGGGAGACAUCUGUAAAGCUCACUGAAGGAGGAGUAGCCUGGGACGUCCCAAGACGGAGCUGAAGGAGUAGGGAUAGAACAGACCAGAUCUUUGCCCCCUCCUGCAAACUUUCACCUCCAAACUCUUGUCCGUCUGUCCCCACCCCCUCCAGCCAAACCCUCAGCACACUGACUGAAGCCACACAUUGUCCAGUGUCCAGAGGAUCUAACAGACAUAGAGGUUGUCUCUCCCAUCCCCAGAGGGUCACCAGCGGUACCGAUGGAAGCAGCAACCCUCGCUGAGAUGGGAGACUUGUGUCAUCCCCGGUCCUCCUCUCCAGAGGGGGAAACAGUGUGUGCGGCUCUAGCCCGUUAUGAGAACACUCUGCAGGACGCCAUCAGGGAGAUCCACUUGGACGUCAGUGCUUUUAAGCUGGGCAUGGAGCGUCGUCUGGAGGAGACGGCCAACGUGAGCGGGCCUCUAGCACGAGCAGUGGUUCAGCUCCAGCAAGAGAACCGGCAGCUCAGGAGUCAGCUGGAAGCUUUGACCCAACAGGUGGAGCUCCUGAGCGGGAUGACAUGUGACAGGAGCACCCUGUCGAACAACAACCACAACCACAGUCUGAACCACAAGAAUCACCUUAAUGAUAUUCAGGAGAACCAUCAGGCGAUUACAGAGGUGGUGCAUGGGAAGGGUCAGGCUCACACUCAGAGCCAGGCUCAGCUCCACAUCCAGCCCUGCACCCUAGGGAGCCAAGCCCAGACCUACAGCGGCCUCAGCGGUCAGUCGAGCCCUGCAUCGCCCCCUGCCACUUUCUCAUCCUCCCCCAGUUCCAGCAGUCCUCCUGCUGGCUCCAGAGUUUCCUCCAUGCUGACAGGCCCAGUGUCCAGCAGCAGCCCCUCCACCACUCGCUUCUCUAGCCGAGCCACGUUUGCUGUGUCCAGCAAGACGAACAGCAUUGAGCGAGAAGAGCCAAUAGAAGUGGACCCCGCCCCCACACAUGCAGGCCUGGAGAAUGGUCACGCUGCCACAACAGAACAUUCAAUGUUGGUACACGGAGAGAUCUCUCCACCCGUUGAUUUCCCACACGAGCACACAGCCCCUGUCGCCAUGCGGAUGCCUCACCUCCCCAUCACCGCCACAACCAAGACAGCGGAGCUCAAGGGCUCUCCCAACUCUCCCAACUCUCCCAGCAGUCCCGUUGAUUCUCGGUCCUCCCCUGUCUUUGAGGCCUCGUCUCCUGGUCAGUCAACUACAACAUUCAACCAGCCUCAACCAAUAGAAGAGUCUUCACUUCAAUCAGUAUCUUCUGUGAAGACAUGGACCCCUACACCUAUCAGAGCCCUCGGAUCCCCCCGCCUUCAGGAGAAGGCAAGUUCAGCUCCUGUUAAGUCAGUGACCUACUCAGGGUUACAGCAGCAUGAUAGAGAUGGUGAUAUAAACAGUGACAAGACCUAUGGACAGGUAGGAGAGAGGAGGAGGGAACUAGUGAGGUCACAGACUCUGCCUCGUAACAUUGGUGCUCAGGCUCGUCGAUCUAUUUUUGAAAGACUCGACUCUGAAGCAACUAACAGCCGUCCCAAACCAGUGGAGUCCAAAUCCAAACUAAAGCGGUCUCAGAGUUUUGGGGUAUCCAGCGCCAGCAGCAUCAAACAGAUCCUUCUGGAGUGGUGCCGAUCCAAGACCAUAGGCUACCAGAACAUCGACAUCCAGAACUUCUCGUCCAGCUGGAGUGACGGGAUGGCGUUCUGUGCCCUCGUCCACUCCUUCUUCCCCACUGAGUUCGACUACACCAUUCUGUCGCCCGUCAACCGUAAACACAACUUUGAGCUGGCCUUUGGAACUGCAGAAGUGAAGGCCGGCUGCGAUCGGCUGAUUGAGGUGGACGACAUGAUGAUCAUGGGUCGUAAACCAGACCCCAUGUGUGUUUUCACCUAUGUCCAGUCCCUCUACAACCACCUGCGCAAGUUUGAGUGAAGCUUAAACGUCAGGGAUCCACGGUUCUCCUUUUACACUCAAACUAUUUCAGCCUCCACCUGCAGCAGUUGGUUCUUCCUCCUUACCUCUCAGCUGGAUGGAGAUACAGAGCUGGUUUGGUAGCACUUUGAAAAGACUAUGCUGUCCCCUGGUGGUGGAUUAGUGGACACUCCAAACGGUGCAGAAAAAAUGCUCACAGAUGGGAAAAUGUCUCGUGGGGGGAACAUAGUGUGUGUGUGUGUGUGUGUGUGUGUGUGUGUGUGUGUGUGUGUGUGUGUGUGUGUGUGUGUGUGUGUGUGUGAGUGUGUACAGUCCAAUACUGUUUUUUUGUAUGUGUGUAUCUGUGUGUAUGUAGAUGAGAUAUAUUGGGCAAAGAGUUGUAAUGUUGAUGUGUUGUGUAAGUCGCCACAAAAUGUGUGUCUCAAUAUUAUCCUUUUACACUGCAACAAUAGAAUUGAUGCUUCAAUUUUGUUGAAAUUGUUUGUGACACUUGACUAUGAAUUGCCUCACAAUUAUGUAAAAAAAACACCCACACAUGGGAAAGAAUAUCUUAUGACAAAAAAAAAUCAAGGAUUGCUGACUGAUAUUUACAUCCACAAAUGCUUUGAUAUUGUAUCACUGAGAUGGGGGUGAGAUACAGGAAAUGAAAUUAAUAAA